Molecule: messenger RNA, 1224 nt
Organism: Vicia villosa (hairy vetch)
Lineage: Eukaryota; Viridiplantae; Streptophyta; Magnoliopsida; Fabales; Fabaceae
Product: glycine-rich cell wall structural protein-like
Exons: 1
Coding region: 1-1224 (407 amino acids)
Source: RefSeq, a predicted model, not a curated record
AUGGCAAAGUUAAAUAAACGAGUUGGAAUAGUUUGUGUGAUAUUAAUGUUGGUGAUAAGAAUAUCAGAGUGCCGCAAACUCAAAGAAGAAGAAUCCUUAGAAAGCAUCGGUAGUGGUCUUGGUGGUGGAGAAGGAUUUGGAAAAGGAGACGGAUAUGGUGAUGGUAUAAGAGGAGGUGAAGGAGGUGGUGGUGGAAAAGGUGGCGGAUUUGGAGGCAGUACGGGUAGUGGUAACGGUGGAGGAAUUGGAGUUGGUGCUGCCGGAGGCCAUGGAGGAGGCGGAGGUGUAGGAGGUGGUGGCGGAUCAAGUGGAGGUUUUGGAGGCGGCAAAGGUAGCGGUAUAGUAGGAGCAGUUGGAGGUGGUGCUGGUGGUGGAGCCGAAAGUGGCUUUAAUGGGGGACAUGGAGGUGACAUUGGAGGAGGAGUUGGUGGUGGUGUAGGAGGAAGAGUCGGGGGUGGUUUGGGCGGUGGAUUUAGUGGAGACCAUGAAGGAGGUUUUGGAGGAGGAGUCAACGGUGGCAGAAGAAAUAAUGGAGGCGGUGUCGGUGAUGGAUUUGGUGGAGGCCAUGGUAUUGGAGGAGGAGUUGUUAAUGGUGGUGGUAACAAUGGAGGAAUAAGAGGUGGAUUUGGAAGUGGUGUUGGUGCAGGUCAUGGAGGUGGCAUUGGAGGUGGAGCUGCAGGUGGUGGCGGAAAUAGUGGAAGUAUAGGAGGAGGAGUUGGAAGUGGUGUUGGUGGAGGUCAUGGAGGUGGCAUUGGAGGAGGAUCCAGUGGUGAUGGAGGUGUAGGAGGAGGAGUUAGGGGUGGUGAUGGUGGUGGUGGUGGUUCUGGAGGUGGAAUUGAUGGAGGCCAUGGAGGAGGUGUUGGUGGUGACAGUGGAAACAAUGGAGGUGUAGGAGUUGGAGGUGGUAUUGGUGGUGGAGUCGGAGGUGGAUUUGGUGGAAGCCAUGGAGGAGGAGUUGGUGGUGGUGGUGGAAAUGGUGGAGGUGCAAGAGUUGGAGGUGGUACUGGUGGUGGAGUCAGAGGUGGCUUUGGUGGAGGCCAUGGAAAUGGCAUUGGAGGAGGAUCUGCCAGUGGAAGAGGUGCAGGAGGAGGAGUUGGUGGUGGAGUCGGAAGAGGAUUUGGUGGAGGCCAUGGAAGUGGAGUCGGUGGUGGUAUAGGCGUGGGAGUCGGUGUUGGCGGAGGUCUUAGAAAAGGAGGUGGUAGCGGAGAAGGUGGCAGAUUCUAA